This is a messenger RNA of Rhopilema esculentum, 1897 nucleotides long. Its product is annotated as protein max. Gene Ontology annotation, biological process: positive regulation of transcription by RNA polymerase II. Gene Ontology annotation, molecular function: protein dimerization activity; DNA-binding transcription factor activity. Lineage: Eukaryota; Metazoa; Cnidaria; Scyphozoa; Rhizostomeae; Rhizostomatidae. The record is from RefSeq and is a predicted model, not a curated record. Gene Ontology annotation, cellular component: RNA polymerase II transcription regulator complex.
AUGUUAGCGGUAUUAGGCAAGUUGCUACUUGCUGCUUCGGACAACGGAAGGCGAUAGACAGCGAGUUACAGAUAAAGGGCAAGAUUUCUCACAAGUGUUAUAAAAUGAGUGAUGAAGACAAAGAUAUCGAUGUAGAAAGUGACGAUGGAGACAUCGGAGAAGGCGGCACAUUCCUAACAUUGGCCGACAAGAGGGCACAUCAUAAUGCACUCGAGAGGAAACGACGAGAUCACAUCAAGGACAGCUUUAGUGGUCUACGAGACUCGAUACCUUCUUUACAAGGAGAAAAGGCUUCAAGAGCACAAAUAUUAAAUAAAGCAACUGAUUAUAUACAGUACAUGAGGAGGAAGAAUCAUACUCAUCAGGCUGAUAUUGAUGAACUAAAGAGGCAGAACAUGAUUCUGGAUCAACAAGGUAAUGAUUUUGCACUGAACUUUUAUAAACUGCAAUGGUUCACUCAAGCACCGCUUUCUGUUCGACAACUCGAAAAAGCAAGGGCAGCUGGAAAUCUAACGAUUGAUUCGUCGACUGCCGCUAUCCUCUCGAAUGAUCCUUCCAUUUUAACGGAUGACGUACUCUCGGAUGGUUCACUGAAAACUGAAGACGCUUUAAUGGCGGUUAAUCAUGACUCUGUCGCUACAGAUACAAUGAACGAUCACGAUUACGGCACGGUUGCAAAGCGAUUGAAAACGGAAACCUAAUCAAGGGACCCAUGGUAACUUCCUGAAGCCAAUUCGUGCGUUUAACACCACUUUCUGAAAGUUAAUUUCGCUACUCGCGGGUGAAUCCUCUGUUUAAGGCCCCUGCUCUCUACAAAUCCCCCUUUUAUAUACACCCCUCAGAGCAGCUUAGUAAAAUAACACCCAAUAGUUUUCACGUCCCCCUAUUAGACUUCCCAGGGAGUUUAGGGUGCUUAAUUGGAUGAUAUAGUGUUUAAGACUUUCUUAUCUCAAUAGUUUAUCAACGCUACUCUCUGUUGUACGUAUCGUCUUAAGAAAACAAUGAUUUUGUAAAGGCUCGGGAGUUGGAUCGAGGAUUUAUCUUAAUUCUGUUGGGGUUUUCAUAGCAUUGUCUUUGCAUUUUUACAAAGGUGUUUCCCGGAGUUCGUUUAAAGUCUGUAUUUCUUCUCGAUGAAUGAAAGCCGCAUAUCCUCUGUUAGGAUACAGGGCUUGUUUAAUCGUGUCCUUUGUAGCGUUGUAACUGCAGGGUAUUUUUUGAAAUACGAGUUCCGGCAUCGCUAACGAAUUCAAACAAUAAUAUCACUGCUUAGGAGCAAUAAAUUGAAAAAUUUCCCCUUUAAAUCCUGCCUCGAUUUCAUGGCUUUCGGUGCUCUUUGCCCAUCCGAUUAUUUCACCAAACCUGCACUUUUAAAUUAUUUAGAAAAUAUAGGAAAAGGCUAUAUUUGUUUUUCUAUAAGUAAUUGUUAAUAAGUGUUCUAUUUGACAGCCUUACUGAUACCCUUUGAUAAGAGCACUCGGUCCUAUGCUACAAGCCCUGUAUCCACACCAUGGAUUUUAUCCGAUUUCUCUGGCAAAUAAAACCUUUCCAUCAAAUUGCUUAUUAUGUUUAGAGCUUAUACAUAGCCUGCAGGCUCAGAGUCAGCAGAAACUCAAUUUCAGCAGUGGCUUCCAGUUAGUUUAAGGGAACUCAAGGAAUGUUUUCGGGUACAAUUUCUCCCUGUAACGACAGUAGCAUCAUAAGAAAUGGCAUCUCCGUACCACGCACGAAUGGCCUCCUCGUUUGCUUCAGGAAAUAAAACUAUUUAUUUGCAUAAAAUCACAUGUAGAAUAAUUUUAAACAUUUAUAAGUUUUUGAAACACAGUACCAAAUCUACCGUAUUCACUUUAACUGUGUUUUUUGUCUUGUAUACACUGUUGAUGAGAAAGCUUUGAUCAUA